Brenthis ino (lesser marbled fritillary) is the source of this 1629-nucleotide messenger RNA. NCBI's taxonomy places the organism in Eukaryota, Metazoa, Arthropoda, Insecta, Lepidoptera, Nymphalidae. The record is from the annotation of a GenBank genome assembly.
AUGCCUAUUAACCGCUCCCCACCAUCUCAACAACUACAGCUGUUGACGACUCCCAGUUCGAUUCCACAUUGUACCUCUGAGCCAAACCUGUCUAGCCAGACGGAUAUUGAGCAGCCAAAUGUAACCUUGCGUCAAAAGCAUUCCCGCUCUUUAUUCGCAACGAAACGACGGUAUCUAACCAAGAUGCCGCUACAAAUCAGGAGAAAUCAAUGUACGUCAUUUCUUCGGGACAAUCUUUUAACACUACUGACUGUGAUCGGUGUACUAUCAGGCACACUAUUGGGAUGGGGGUUGAGAGCGUCUGGAAUUGAGUGGUCGAGGCGAGAUGUGAUGUACUUCCAAUACCCGGGGGAGCUUUUCCUUAGAAUGCUUAAGUGCUUGAUAGUACCUCUUUUAGUUUCGUCUAUUGUGUCUGCCAUCGGUUCUCUAGAUCUCAGUUUAUCUGGCAAGGUUGGUUUGCGAGCCAUUAUUUAUUACAUGACCACGACAAUCUGCGCGGUGAUGCUGGGCAUUGCCCUUGUCACCACUAUCAAGCCUGGAAACGAUCCCGAAGCGUAUGCCCAACCAAAUAUCACCAAAAAACUCAUCACCAAAGAUACACUUACUUCGGAUACUCUAUUGGAUUUGAUAAGAAAUGUAUUCCCAGAGAAUAUAGCGCAGGCCACGAUCGCGUCGUACAGGACGAGGCUAGUAUACGACCAGAAUGACACUAAGGCAAUUAAAGGACAUUUAGAAACAUACAAAAUAGAAGGUAAUUAUCAGAGUGGAAGCAAUGUGCUAGGCUUAGUAUGCUUCAGCAUCGUACUUGGAAUUACGCUGGGAAAAAUGGGUGAACAGAGUAGACCAUUGCAAGAUUUCUUCCAUGCUUUGUCGGAAGCUAUGAUGAUUAUCACUGGAUGGGUUAUUUGGCUAUCUCCUCUAGGUGUUUUCUUUUUGAUCACAGCAAAAAUUAUGGAAAUAGACUCUUUCGCGGAAUUAGUCGGUCGAUUGGGACUUUACUUUAUGACAGUACUAUUAGGGCUAUUCAUUCAUGGUUUCGGUACUUUGAGUAUUUUGUUCAUACUUGCCACCAAGAAACUGCCGUGUAGAUAUAUUGCUAAAAUGGGACAAGUUAUGGCGACGGCAUUUGGAACUGCUUCAAGUUCAGCAACAAUGCCUAUAACGAUUGGUUGCUGCGACGAAAUGGGUCUUGAUCCGCGAAUAACUCGCUUUGUUAUUCCCAUCGGCGCUACCAUCAAUAUGGAUGGGACUGCGCUGUAUGAGGCAGUGGCAGCCAUUUUCAUUGCUCAGUUAAGGAAAGUUGACAUGUCUUUUGGCAAAAUUAUUGCUGUGAGUGUAACAGCUACAGCGGCUAGUAUAGGCGCUGCGGGGAUUCCCCAGGCGGGUCUGGUCACCAUGGUGAUGGUGUUGGACACUGUUAACCUGCCCGCUGAAGAUGUUUCCAUCAUUUUAGCGGUCGACUGGCUGCUUGACCGAUUCCGCACAACAAUCAACGUGGUGUGUGACGCUUUAGGCGCGAUCAUCGUCACGUCUCUAUCGCAGGGAGACAUAGAGAAAACGCGCGCGUUACACAACGACAGGGAACUUGCGGCUGCGCACGAACUAACUGAGCUGGAGAAGGGCGAGCAU